Monopterus albus (swamp eel) is the source of this 2437-nucleotide messenger RNA. It is a transcript of the gene stx5a, whose product is annotated as syntaxin 5A. The record is from RefSeq and is a predicted model, not a curated record. Lineage: Eukaryota; Metazoa; Chordata; Actinopteri; Synbranchiformes; Synbranchidae. Gene Ontology annotation, molecular function: SNARE binding; SNAP receptor activity. Gene Ontology annotation, cellular component: SNARE complex; Golgi membrane; endomembrane system. The transcript is spliced from 12 exons. Gene Ontology annotation, biological process: endoplasmic reticulum to Golgi vesicle-mediated transport; intracellular protein transport; vesicle fusion. The coding region runs from base 299 to 1288 and encodes 329 amino acids.
GUGGCAGUGACGUCAAUGCCGGAGACGACCCGGAUCGGAACUUAAACUCCUGUGGGUUGAUUAGUUUUCACCAGAAGCAUCGAGGGUUCUCGAAAUAUGAAGUAAUACUGAUUCAAUUUCCGGAGACAUGUAUGUACCUGAGUCCAUGACGGAUAACGUUAGCCUACCUUGGAUGUGAGUUUCUCUGCACACCGGGAGGUCUUCCUAAUCACCCAUCACAAACGAUAGAGGAGGAGUACCGGCAUCCCUAGGUUGUUACUGGUCUUCAGCGGGCUGGUGACUCUUUAACAGUGGUAGGAUGACGUGCCGUGACCGGACCCUCGAAUUCCAGUCGGCCUGUAAAUCUCUCCAGGGCAGACAGAAUGGAGUCCAGCCCAGUAAACCAGCUCACAGUGCUCUCAGGCAGCGCAGCGACUUCACAGUUAUGGCCAAGAGAAUUGGAAAAGACUUGAGCAAUACUUUUGCCAAACUGGAAAAGCUCACUAUUUUGGCAAAAAGGAAUUCUCUAUUUGACGACAAGGCAGUGGAGAUCGAGGAGCUAACGUACAUCAUUAAACAAGACAUUAACAGCCUAAAUAAACAGAUAGCACAACUGCAGGACCUGGUGAGGUCUCGUGGAGCUCCUGGUGGUCGACACAUCCAAACCCACUCUAACACGAUAGUGGUGUCUUUACAAUCCAAACUGGCUUCAAUGUCCAAUGACUUCAAAUCAGUCCUCGAAGUCAGAACAGAGAACCUGAAGCAGCAGCGGAGCAGGAGAGAGAAGUUCUCCCAGCCUCCUGUCUCAUCUUCACCACUGAUGGCCAGCAACUUCAGGAGCCGCAAAAAAGGUGCCCAGGAGCCGCAUGCAGCUCGCGAGCCGCGCAAUGACUACCAGGGCUAUACAACCUCAAAUUUAAAAGAGAGCUCGGUCCUGAUGCAGGAUGAAUCCCGGAGUCAGGGGGAUGUGGCCAUCGACAUGGACUCGCAAAGCAAUCCCUUGCAGCUCCAGCUUAUUGAUGAGCAGGACUCGUACAUCCAGAGCCGUGCCGACACCAUGCAGAACAUUGAGAGCACCAUUGUGGAACUAGGCUCAAUAUUCCAGCAGCUGGCACACAUGGUCAAGGAGCAAGAGGAGACCAUCCAGAGGAUCGAUGCUAACGUGGAGGACACCCAGCUGAACGUGGAGGCAGCCCACACAGAAAUCCUCAAAUAUUUCCAGUCGGUCUCCUCAAAUCGCUGGCUGAUGAUCAAGAUCUUUCUCGUCCUCGUCGUCUUCUUCAUCAUCUUCGUUGUCUUCUUUGCCUAAGUGACUGAGAGGAGGGAAAAAGCCCACAUUGAGGGGGAGUAAAACUGAAAGGGUGUUCCCAGAUGACUCAUUUGAAAGACGGACUUCUCUAUCAAAGCGACAGUUUAAUGAAGACUUGGGAUUCACCCAGAUGAAUACAGACUUGUUGGUUAUUCCCAAGCUACUUACUCUCGAUCUAAUUUCAACACUUCAAUGAAGAUGCUGAACUCUUCACUUGGAGAACUCUACACUUCAAAUGAAAAUAAUAAAUUAUCUAGAAAUACCCACUUUGUAUAGAGAGCAGACACCUGCUCUGUAUUGUACUUUGACCAACUAUUUGUAAAAAAUUUCAAAUGGCUUUAAUGGUUUGAUUCUACAAACUGUCUUUUUAAUUUAGAUUUUCUUUGUUCCUGUUUUCUAUGUCGUCCAUUAUUAUUACAAAUCUAAACAACUCAAUUGAACUUUAUCCUUUUGCUUCUUAGUUUACUUAUGUUUAAUGGAAAAGCAUGACUCAUUUCUCAGUUUCUCACUUGUCUCCAUUUAGUUAUGAUGUGAAAUUGUAUCCAGUUAUAUUUUGUUUCCUUUCAGAGUUUAUUUGCCAAAUAGGUACAAUUCUUAAACUGUAACAUAAUACCAACACACUUGCUGUGGUCUGGCAUUUUGUGGCCUGCAGUUUACAGCCAACUGAAGGGAACUUUAAUGCUAUAGUUCAGGCACAGGCUGUCUGAAAUGUUGUGUAUCAACACUGUUUUGAUUAAAACAAUUAGGUUGCCAGUUAGGUUGGUCAAAUGGUCGGAACGGUGUCAACCUCACACUUUCAGUGCUGCAGAGAGACUUCAGUGUACAGUGUGAGUAAAGGAUUUGAACAAAAUCCAGGUUUGAGAUCAGUGCUUAUGAAGGGGGUUCGCUGGUUGUGGACGCCCACUAAAGAAGUGACUCAAUCAGCAAGAUUCCCUGAAGUGUCUGAUUGGAUGUCACUCUUGUUGUUUCCCCUCUUUAUCUAAUGUACAGAUUAUUUAAAUGACCAUGACUUUUUAAGAACCAAAAACGUUCUUCCUAUCCCCCCCUGUCUAUUUUUUAAGCCAGAUGCCUUGACUUUAGUGUACAAAGUGCAAAUAGUGAUGAUGAAGUACUAAUAAGAAAGUGCAUAUUAAUAAAACAUUAAUGGGA